This is a messenger RNA of Prorocentrum cordatum, 749 nucleotides long. NCBI's taxonomy places the organism in Eukaryota, Dinophyceae, Prorocentrales, Prorocentraceae. The record is from the annotation of a GenBank genome assembly.
GCCAUCGCGGACGACCUGCAGCAGCGCGGGCUCGCUGUCCAUGAGGUGCAGGAGCCAACCCAGAACUGCGACUUCCUGGGGCUAUCGCUGCGCGAAGGGCGCUGGCUCGGCCUCCGGACGCGCGACAUCUGGCGCGUCCGCGCUGCCAUCCGCGUCGCCCUGCGCCGCCGGCGGGUCAGCGGCUUCCUCGCGCUGGUGCUCACCGGCCGCUUCACCUGGGCCCUCCUGAUUCGGCGCGAGAUGUCGCGCGUACUAGGGGCCACCAACGCCGUCAUCCAGGUGAUCCGCGACCUGCUGCCCCUGUGCUCGGCCGACCUGUGCGCCCCGUGGCGCGUGCGCGUUGCUGGUGCAGACGCCUCCCCCUGGGGCUCAGGCGUCGUUGCUCGCCGCGCCCCGAAGGACCUCGUGGGCGCCGCUGGCCGAGUUGCCGGGACAUGGAGAUAUAAGGUCGAAAGGGGCGCCCGAGCCAGAGCUCGCACAGUCGGAGUGAUCGGACAGACUGACGUCACCACCGCCGGCCUGGGCGACUCUCUGGGCUUCGACUAUUCGAUCUUCGGGGAUGUUGGCAUCGAGGGCGAUGAGGGGUUCGGCUCGAAGGGCCCCUCGCUGCUCGACCUUCGGCCGCCCGUCGACUUCGAGGAGGUCCCGGCGCACUUCAUUCGGGGGGGGGGCCGGGGCUCGAUCGCGGCCGUGCACAUCGACUGUCGGGCCAACAUCCUGGCCCUGAAGGGGGAGGCGCUCGUUCUCGG